Messenger RNA from Gryllus bimaculatus (two-spotted cricket), 6207 nucleotides. The record is from the annotation of a GenBank genome assembly. NCBI's taxonomy places the organism in Eukaryota, Metazoa, Arthropoda, Insecta, Orthoptera, Gryllidae.
ACUGUCAACAGACGGGAUGACAGACGGGGCUGUCGAAUUUGUUUUGCAGUGUUGGAAAGAGCCAGCUAUAACCUAGCACAGAAAUUUUGUUUGUGUACUGUGAGCAAACAUUGAGCUGUCAAUGGAUUGAAGUGUUUUAACUUUCUUGGCGAAUGGCAAUGAAUGCUGAUUGCAUUGUUUUAUUUAAUCAUCUACGCGUGCACAGUGUUUACAUUGGAAUUUCCCUCGUGUUUGUACGUUAUGUCAUGGAUGUCGAGAUUACUUUAGAAUCGGCGAGUAGGUGAUUUUACUUCAAAAAUUUCUGAAAUGAAGUGAUUUGCUUGAUUUCAUUGGAAACCAAUUGACAAACGAGAACUGCGAGCGAAUGAAAAUUAGAUGACAUCUAAAUCUCGGUGAUUACAAUGUUCAACAAAACAGAGUCAUCAAAAGGGAGUUUCCUUGAACAGACUAAAGCAGCUAGAGAAGAACGUGCCCAGGAAAAGAAAAGAGAAAAGGCAGCAACAUGUAUUCAAGCGCAUAUAAGAGGCUGGUGUGCAAGAAACAAAUUUACAAAACAAAUACUGGCUGAGUUUGAUGAGAUAAUACCUAAUGAUGAACAUCCAGAACUGAAACCAUGCCUGCAGAUAUAUCAAGUAUCAUGCAGGUUUUUAUUUGUGUGGAAGAAAGAAAGAGACCAUGAAAGAUUUGAGAAACUGUGCAGGUAUCUUGUUGCCUCCUUGGAAUCUGAUUCUGCAAAAUUAAGUUAUGUGGGAGUAGCUCUCAACAAAGAAUAUUCUUUGGCAUGGAUUUCUCAUAUGAAAGAAGUUCUGUGGAAAUGUUGCUGUUAUCUGGAUGAUCUUCGGCCAGAAAUACCUUCAGACAUGAAAGUUAUACUUCUUUAUUUGCACACCUUGGUAGCAUUUACUGCAACAAACACUUGGAUUUUGCUAAAAGCGAAGCACAUGGAAAAAUUAAAACAUGGAAUGAAUCAACUUUGUGCCAAUGUUAUGGGACAUCUUUUCAACAAAGGUUUUUAUGUGAUCUUGAAGAUGUUGUUGAUUCGUGGUUUAGGAAGGGCAAAAAUUAGCUUAAAACAUGUUUCACUGUCGGCUAUUGUUACUCUUGCAAUUCGACCUUUGGUGUCUGCUAGUUUCUCAGAAAAGUUAAUGACAAUGUUUGUUAUACAUAUUUUAAGUGUACCUGCUCUUAUAUUACAUUUGCAAAAUAUGGCACCAGAGUGUGUUUCAAGUUUUGUUCAACAUGAUGUUUUUGCCAAAGCACUUGAACUUCUCUUUGUGGAACAAAACACAAGAAUAGUUUUUAAUGUGUUGGAAGGAAAUUAUUCACUCUGUCUUCUGGCAAAUUUAAUUCAACUGGCCUAUAUUCAGCGUGAUGAUAAACUGAAAGUUCUCUAUUUUCCUACUUUUACGAUUGUUGUGAGAAAGUUACUGGAAAGAUGCCAGAAUUAUGUGGUGACCAAACAGUCAAAUCUCACUCAUUGGCAUCCUGUUCUUGGAUGGUUUGCUCAGAGUAUGGAUUAUAACCUCCAUGAAGCUAUGCCUCAUGUUAAGACCCAGUUGCAUCUUCUGUGGAGUGUACAGUUUGUGUCAGUUCUUUUAGGACAGACUCUAGCAGAAUUGGUUGAGAAUGCAGAUAUUGUUCCUGAGACUCCCAGUCCACCUGCAUCAACAUCAUCUAAUAUUUUGAGACGGGCUCUAGAUCAUCGAAAUACCAGAAGUAGUGCACCAAAACAUCACAGAAAAAUUGGAAGUCCAGAAUGUACAAAAGUGGCACAUAUAUGUACGUUGUACCAAACAGCUCUAGGAACCCUUACACAGUUAAAGCUGGAUAUUCUUACAGGUCUCUGCUAUCAAGAUAAAAUUUUGUUUAAUUUGUGGCUAUUUAUAUGUUCCUUGGGAGGGAAUUGUGGACUUAAAGCAUUCCUUGAUCAUCUUGCUGCAAAUACAAAAGAAAUUACUUAUGAAUUUCAUAUGCUGAUUCUAUUUUGUGACUGUAUGACUCACUAUGUUACAAUUUUAGAUGACAUGGAAAUGUAUGAACAACAAUCACCAUUUCGACUUCAAGAUUAUGUAGCAAUGUCAAACUUCCUUAAUAAUUUUUUGUAUAGAGGUGUACUUUCAAAUCUGUUUGAUAUUAAAACCUUGAAUACCAAUAUUGUGUUUCAAAUGGCUCACACUUUACUAAUGGUUUUGUAUCGAAGAGACUGUAGAAGAAGCUACACACCUGACAAUCACUGGCUUAUAAAAGAUUUACGUGUGAACACCUUUAUCAGUGACCUAGAUAAGGGGAAAAAAUCUUCGCAGAUUUUACUUCAGAAGAUGCCACAUAUAAUUCCUCAUGAUGAAAGAGUGCAGCUAUUUAGAAAGUAUGUUGCCAAUGAGAGAAUGGUUCUAGGUCUAACAGAGUCUGCAUGUGCGUCACCUCAAUCUACGCUUAUUACUGUACAUAGAAGUCGAAUUGUUGAAGAUGGAUACCGGCAGUUGGCCUUAUUGCCGUCUCAGGCAUUGAAGGGAGUCAUCAGAGUAAGAUUCAUAAAUGAACAAGGUUUAGAUGAAGCAGGCAUUGACCAAGAUGGUGUUUUUAAAGAAUUUCUUGAGGAAACGAUAAAACGAGUUUUUGAUCCAUCAUUAAAUUUAUUUCGAGUAACCAGUGAGGAAAGGCUUUAUCCAUCACCCACUUCCUACAUGCAGGAUAAUCAUUUACAACUGUUUGAAUUUGUUGGAAGAAUGUUGGGAAAAGCUGUUUAUGAGGGAAUUGUUGUUGAUGUUCCUUUUGCAUCAUUUUUCUUGAGUCAAUUGUUGGGCCAGCAACAUCAAGCACUAUAUAGUUCUAUGGAUGAAUUGCCUUCUCUAGAUCGAGAGUUAUAUAGAAGUUUAACAUUCAUCAAGCACCAUCAAGGAAAUAUAUCCGAGUUAGAUCUUACAUUUACGGUAGAUGAGGAUUGUUUGGGGAAGCUGGUGACUCAUGAACUUAUUCCAGGUGGAAAAGCAGUUCCCGUUACAAAUGAAAAUAGGAUUAAUUACAUACAUCUGAUGGCACACUUUCGAAUGCAUACCCAGAUUAAAGAUCAAACUGCUGCAUUUAUACGUGGUUUUCGUUCCAUUAUUAAUCCUGACUGGCUGUCUCUCUUCUCCACUCCAGAGUUGCAAAGAUUAAUUUCUGGAGAUAAUGUUCCUCUAGACUUACGAGACCUUCGUAAACACACACAGUAUUAUGGAGGUUUUCAUGACUCUCAUCGUGUUGUGUGUUGGCUAUGGGAUAUUCUUGAUAAAGAUUUUAAUGAUGAAGAAAGGAGACUUUUUUUGAAGUUUGUUACUAGCUGUUCAAAACCACCUCUUUUGGGUUUUGCUCACUUGGAGCCACCAUUUUCUAUACGAUGUGUGGAAGUGGGUGAUGAUGAGGACACUGGUGAUACCAUUGGAAGUGUGAUCCGUGGGUUUUUUACAAUAAGGAAAAAAGAUCCGCAAAAUAGAUUGCCGACAUCAUCCACAUGCUUCAAUCUCUUGAAAUUGCCCAACUAUCAGAAGAAAAGUACUUUACGAGAAAAAUUAAAGUAUGCUGUAUCCAGCAACACAGGAUUUGAACUCUCUUAAUGGCUGUUAUUUUCACAGAAGAAAUGAAGAAAGGCUGAUUAUUCUAAAUGGUUUAUCCUGCAGGCUUGGACAAUCUCAGAAUUAUUUAUUCUAUUGCUCUGGUAUUAGUAUUUGGUGUUUGUUUUGCAUUGUAUGCAAAUUUUUGUCUUAUGACAACUUUAAGUGCCUCAAUAUUAGUCAUGACACACUGUGAGGGAUGAAAUGCUUUAUUAUAAUCUUACAGACCCUUAUAUCAUUUAUUUCAUUGUAGAAAAUAUGUAAAUUAGGGCUCCUCAGGACAAACUUCACUAUUUGACAUUGAGCUUUAACUUUUUUUGUUUAAUUACCUUAUAUUCUUCUGAUCAAAUCUUCUGAUCAAAAUAUCAUUGUCUGCGUGAAAAUAUUUUUCUGGUUGUCUUUAAAAUAAGGAUAUAAUAAUGUUUCCAUUGUGAUUUGAUUACUAUUUAUCUCUUAUCAAUGUGUAAUUGUUAGUUUUUAUUAAUGUGUUUUCAGAUCAUGCAGGAUAUUCUCAUUCCUGAUUUUUGUUUUUUACUCUUGCUCCUAGAUUCAGUGAAAUGAUCAAGUUAUGAAUCUGAAUAUUGAUAUCAUUUUGCAUACAAGUCUAUGCAUGCAGUAGUGAGAGGCAUUAUCAGCUUAGAAUUAUUUGUACUAUUCAUGUAUAACAAGAUAUCUCAUGUGAUAAAUUUGCAAACAAAAUUUUGAAGAAACAUAUAUGUACAUAGGUUUUUAACACUUUUGCAGCUUAACAAAAUGAAUUAUUAGUUAAAUUAUUAUGAUUGGGGACUUGCUGUAUGUCAGGCAGUUUUUAAAAUUUGAAUUAACUAAUUUAAGAAAUAAUAAUAUAGAAUUUUUUGUUUGCAUCAUUGUGACGUAUUUGAGUCUCCUAUGAGAAUGAAAAAAUCACCAUACAUUAUAUUUAAUUGAUAAACCCCAUUUUUUAGUGAAGAAACAAAAUAUUUAUAAGUUCAUGAUGCAAGUGUUAAAGUGAAAAUUUCCUUGUGCAGAAGGCAAGAAAUAUAAUCUGAUGUCAAAAAUGUAUAGAAAUGUAUUAUUUUCAUUGUCAUUAAUUAUGUGAAUUGCCAUGUAGAAAGUUUCAAAAUAUUUUUGUUGAGUUGAUCUAUAUGAUUGUACAUUCUAUCAAACUGUUGUACUAUAUUAAUUAGGUGUGUAAAUUAAGUAGUUGUAUGUGUAUUUAAAGUAAGCAAUUAAAUUACCUUUAUAUUGUUUUGUGCAAACUGUUAGUUUGUGGUACAAAUUUUUGUUAGAGGUGUGUUAUUUUGCACUCAUAUUGAUCAAUGGAAAAUUCAAAUCUUUGAUGCUAGUUCAAGUACGAACAAUUAUUUUCUUGUUGGUUUUUCUGUCUUCCAAUGGAAAUUGUAAGAAAACCAUGCCCCAGGGUGUACUCUCUAUUUAAAUUAUUUGUAUAAACUGUAUUGUUAUUAGUUUUUACACACUGACAUGAAGGUAUAAAUUUCAUAACAUCAGGAAACAAAGUAAAAUAUUUUCAUAAAGGAGUGUGGGUGUGUGUGUGAUACAAAACACUUCUUUGUCUCAUAAAUUCAAUGAAUUUCAUACGCAAUAUUUUUAGUCACUCAUACUUGUGAGAAGUAUUCAGUUGAUGUAGGUCUCAAUACAGAUAUUUCAAUAUAUUUUAAACAAUUAUGGGUGCAUAUUAUUGUUUUAGUGUGUGGUCAGAAGUUUUUGUAAUUAUAGAUAAUAUCUAUGGUCAGCCUGUGAAGUGUUACCACUUUGAGGAGAAAUAGCUGUGAUAAAAUUUUUCAAAUAGAUUCUAAACAGAUUUUAAAUAUAUUAUGUAUAGUUAUCUACAAAGAACGAUCUGUAUAUGUUCAUUGUCUGGUGUGGCAGGAAGACUGGGAGAAUGUAUCAUAAGAUAAGUAGCCUAAAAUAAUGAAAUAUCACAGAUUACUUCCCCUAUAUUGUUUUGUAUAUUCAUAUGCUGCUGAUGUGGUUUUGAAGCUUGGUGAAUGAGGGAAUUGUCUGCAAUAUGUAAUUAAAUAAAUACAUAAGUGUUAUAGUUGCCAUUAUUGUGGAAACAAACAUCAUUUAAUAGUUUUUACAAAUAGUAAAACAAGUUUCCAUUAUGUUAGUAAUAAUAUGUUUCAAACAGAAUUUAUGAAAAGCAAAAUAUUGGUUAAAUGCACAAAUGUUUUCAUUAAGGAUUGGAAUGAAUGAUAAGCAUUUGGAUUGUGGAUCAUUCUGCUGAUGUUAGUUGAGAAAAAACUCAAUUGAACUGACUUUGUACUCCCUUUGUGAAAUGCCUUGCAAAUCAAGGACUGAAACCAUUUUAAUAUUAUUGUAGUGUUAAGUAUCCAAACAACUGGUUUAAAAAUUUGUUUGAUCCUCGUCACCAAAGAACUGCCACUGGUUACCAAUAUUGUAGGUCUUCAGAAUCAGGAAACCAUACCAAAUUUUCACAAAUGCAGUGUAAUGCAGAUUUCUUUUGAAUGUUACAUUCUCUUGUAAAGUGUUUAUUUAUACUUAAUGAAUGUGCAAGUGACUGACUUGGUAUAUUUUUAUUGCAUUGUAUUUUCUGUGGAUGUAAAUGUGAUCCCUUAAAACAACAUUUUAAUAAAGAUGAAAAUAUAUGUCAUUA